CUGUAGUAAUGUAUCCUUGGUAAAAGUUAAACUCAAUCGACUUUUGUGGCUUCUCGUCUUUAUUUAUGUAUCCUUAAAGUUAAACUUCCAUCAUUUUGUAUACUUCCCGGCUAUUAAUUUUAUGCACAUCCUCUUCAGCAUUUUAGCAAGGUUAUCAAAGGCAUGGAAGGAUCCGGAGCUGGAAGGGGUUUUUUGCGAGUUGGCGCACGUUUGAAUUGCUCGGUACACGGCAACCGAUCCUGAACUGUUUUUGGCAUUGGAUCAUUUUUCCCACCCCUUCCAUUCUGUCGUACCGUGAUUCUGUGAACGUCGAUAGUCAAAAAACGACGGUUGCAGUUGGGGUAUGCGAACAGACGGUCUCAAUGAACUUCACCUCUGCCUCGCUACCUUUCGCUCACAAAAAAUUCAGCAAUAAUCGCAGAGUUGGCUUUGAGGAAAGGAGAGGCAGGUGGUCAAGGUUCAAAGACAAGGUUGUGGAACUCAUUCAGACCGCCAUAAGAGCUCCAACUGGAUCACCUUCGGAUGGACUUGGUGCAGACGGUACAGAAAGCAGCACUUCGACCUCGGUUUUCAUCGCAGCCCAGAAACUGCUCAGUGCGGAAAAGGACGGCGAAGACUGGGAGAUUAACGAGACAGUCAUAAAUGGCGAGAAUCCAGAACUUCUUCGUAAUGAGCGCGAUUCAGGCAGCCCGUUUCGUUCGGAUUCUGGUGGUGGUUCUAUCAGCAGACACUCCGGUGAAAAUGGGGACAGUAACUACGCCUAUCACCCGCCAAGUUUACGCACCAAGUUGCACUGGCUUACCAUGCAAAUUAACUCAUUUUUCAAUCAAAAAUUCGACGAUCCACAAACGGAACUUGAUUUUCGAAAGUUGCGUUGGUAUUCUACUAAAGCAUGGGCUUUUUAUGGAUCCUUGUUUCUGGUGCUCAAUUGGGUUCUGUAUUUGAUACUCAAUUUGGAAAGCACAAGUAAGACCUUGUACGGCCAAAUUCUCUAUUAUGGCGGCCUCACAUUCGUUACUGUUCCCGUUCCUUUCAUGGUCGCAACGGAUAUGCCGUUUCGUCACCGUAUCAUUUUCCAAGUUUGGGUUACCUUCGCUGUGUGGUACUGUGGAUUGAGCGAAACCGUUGAAAUGCGGGUGUGUCACUUUUUUGUGAGACCCAACACCUGUUUCAGAAAAGAUUUCCUCGCAAACAUGUACUACACAACAGCCCUUCCGAGCAUCAUGAUGAUAGUGAUGACGGAUCGGUUAUAUAACGCCAUCGUUCAAGUCAUACAGCUCGUCUUGCUCUUAGCCUUCAUCAUACCCGUUCAAGGCAUAUACGCACGCAAUGUUGUCAGCUUCGUGAUCUUUUCCAUAUUCUCACAAGGAUUGCAUUAUAAUCGUGAAAUAACGGAACGGCGACUAUAUCUUCUUAAUACCCAGCUGAAAAUGGCAUACAAAGCUCAGCAAAAAGCCCAAGCUGCCCAGUUCAAGGCAAGUCAGGCCAAACGACGGUUUGCCUCCUACAUUUUUCAUGAAGUCAGGGUACCGUUGCACAACGCAGCGAUUGCCUUCAACAAUAUGACGACGGAUGAAACGUUUCAAGACUUCGCACAAAAGGAUCAGGGAAUUACAGAGGAUAUUGCAGCAUUGGACGUUAGUCUCGCUACGGUGCAGCAAGUCCUCAAUGAUUCUCUCGAUCUCGAGAAAAUGGACGCUGGGCACUUCGACAUUAAUCCCCGCCCGUUCAACUUGCACCGCGUCAUUCGCUCGACUCUCGGUCCCAUCGCUGUCGCAGCAGCCGCCAAGAAUCUUGACCUACAAAUUAAUUUCGAUGAACGCAUAGACCAAUUACGACCACCGACUGAUCCAACCUCGUCGACUAGCGGUAAAAACUCACAGGGAACAUGGGUCGUAGGAGACGAAGUGCGCUUGCGGCAAAUUUUGACGAAUUUGGCUUCGAACGCGGUCAAGUUCACUCCAGAGGGUACACGGCCUGGGAUUACAAUUAACACGACUUUUGUGUCACAUCGUAGGUCCACAAGCCGGCAUACCAGUGGCGCUGUGGACCAAGAAGAAAAGGCUUUUCCAAUCGAUAAGGUGGUUGAGGAUUUCGAAAAAGGUAAUCUUAGUGAUCGGGGAGGGGAAGAGAAGAAAGAGACGUUCCAGUCCCAAGACGUUCUUGUCUUCAGGUUGGACAUAUCUGAUAAUGGUCCCGGGAUCAAACCAUCGGAUUUAGUCGACAAUCAACUUUUUCAACCGUUUGCUCAGACUAAGGUUGGCAGACUCAGUAAGAACAGUACCGGUCUCGGUCUCGCUAUCGUACGACAGAUUGUCAGUCUUAGUGGAGGCAAACUGGGGGUGAAUUCUCGGCGAGGCAAAGGCGCGACAUUCUGGAUUGAGCUUUUUUACCCCCUUGCCAAGUCAUCAGAGAUCCAGGCCGCAAUAUUACAAGAAGACCGACUUACCACUUCAGCUUUUGCCACUGCAGCCACCAUACACGAGGUCCAGCGCUGGCCUGUCGUUGCCUUUGCUGAAGACGUGAAACCGCCGAUGUUGAGCGGCGCUGUCAGUCAUCAACCCUCUCAUCCUCUUCCCCCUUCUCCUCCCCCGCCGCCUCUUCCCCCACCUCAUCCCCCUUCGUUCUCAUUUUCUCCGCCCUCCGACGCGUCUUUCAUAGCUCCUUCGCUGUCAAGACUGGGAAGUGAUGCUCCGUUGUUAGACAAGCCACGCGUCAGUGAGGGGACCAAUACAGGAAACGAAAAGCUACAUCAGAUACAAGAAACUCCAAAGCCAUCCAAAGCCGAAGUUUCUGCUGCUCCCGAAAACAAGGACAUUGAUGACGACGGGCCUUUGGUCGUGCUUGUCGUGGACGAUAACCUAAUCACCAGGUCGACUAUGACUCGGUCGCUUCAGAAAAAGGGCUGCAUAGUGUAUACUGCUCAAGAUGGGAAAGAAUGUUUAGAUUUGGUUCUAGGGCCGGAUGCUAGAACAUAUGAUCUUAUCUCGUUGGAUAAUGACAUGCCAGUUAUGACUGGGGAAGAUGCGGUGAAAGCGAUGCGGGAAGCAGGGAGACAUGAUGUUUUCGUUGUUGGAUGCACCGGGAACGCGUUAACAGAUGACCAAAAACGAUAUUUGGACGCUGGGGCGGAUGACAUCCUCAUCAAGCCUAUCAAUUUCAAUCGACUCCCUGAGAUAAUGGAAACUGCCCGACAGAGACGGCGGCAACGGCGCACAGCAAAAUCAACAAAAUCAUGACAUUCAUUGGUCCCAUGUCUUUUGUAAAAGGUAGAGGCAAUGGGAUUAUACCUUUUCACCUUUUUCUUCCCUCUUGCAACACAUGGACCGUGCAUCGAUAUUUCUUCAUCAUAUUUAUAUUCACGAUUCUACAUGCAAACACGAUGAUAUUAUUUAUACACUGUAGGGUUACAAAUAGGGAGGGUGAAUGCGGUAACGUAGAUUCUUCUUUUUCUUUUGGGGCUCUUCUCUUUGCUGGGUGUUUUCUUGCCGUCAAUGAUGUGCUCUUGGUUUA
Lentinula edodes (shiitake mushroom) is the source of this 3513-nucleotide messenger RNA. RefSeq lists its product as uncharacterized. NCBI's taxonomy places the organism in Eukaryota, Fungi, Basidiomycota, Agaricomycetes, Agaricales, Omphalotaceae. The record is from RefSeq and is a predicted model, not a curated record. The transcript has 19 exons. Bases 363 to 3239 code for a protein of 958 amino acids. Gene Ontology annotation, biological process: protein autophosphorylation; phosphorelay signal transduction system. Gene Ontology annotation, molecular function: phosphorelay sensor kinase activity; histidine phosphotransfer kinase activity.